This is a messenger RNA of Hipposideros armiger (great roundleaf bat), 1947 nucleotides long. It is a transcript of the gene TMEM187, whose product is annotated as transmembrane protein 187. The transcript is spliced from 2 exons. The record is from RefSeq and is a predicted model, not a curated record. Gene Ontology annotation, cellular component: transport vesicle. Lineage: Eukaryota; Metazoa; Chordata; Mammalia; Chiroptera; Hipposideridae. Bases 828 to 1628 code for a protein of 266 amino acids.
GCAAUGGGGACAAGGCAUAGGUUGCUAAGGGUGGCUGUCACACACUACGGUCGCGCCUCGAUUCGGGCAGCAGACGUUUCCCCGCUCCGCACACCCAGCGUCAGCUGAAGAGGCGGCCCGAAGGCCCCUGCGGGGGAAGCUGGGGGCGGGGCGAGAGUGGGCGGUGAAGCGGCCGGCUCCCAGGCCGGCCGGCUCCGCCUCCGGGAGCCGCCGCCAGCGCCGCCGCUCGCACCCGCGCGCCUACGAAAUGAGCUGGGUCGCGCGCCGGAACGCCACCGUGCGCUGGAUCGUCUCCCACCCCGCCGGCCCCAGGGCGCGCGGACCAGGCUGGUGGCGUUCCAGCCGAGUGGGCGUGCGCGGGAGGGCUCUGGGUUGCCCCGCCUCACCUCACGUCACCCCGCCCCGCCUGCUUCCCAGAGCCCUGCGCCACGCCCCGCGCGCAGGCGCACGGCUGCUUUUCGGGUCCGCCCUUUUUCGGGAUUUGAAUUUCCCCCAGCGAAGCGAGAGAGGUAAAAUACCCGGAUGGUGAUCGCUGGCCUUUUCGCGCCAAUACUGUGAGCUCUCACAACAAUCUUGAGAGGAAAAAGGCUGAACGGUCCUCCACUGGUGCCAGCCAAUCAGCAGGACCCCCGCCUUCCUCUGGCCCGCCACCACCACUCGGGGCAAGGUCGCAGCAUCUGCGUCGGAAAUCACGGGUACUUCUUCCUGCUGGCUCAGCUGGGAGGCUGAGGAGUGUUUUGCACACGCUGUUUGUCUGAAUUCUGAAAUAACGGCAGAGGCUGCCACUCUUGUAAGUUCUCUGCCCCGAGUUACAGCCAGGGUCCCAGAUGAAGCCCGAGUCCAGGCAGGCCUUGUGCCACGUGGCCGUGGUCAGCUGCCUCUGUGUGGCCACUGUCCACACGGGCGUCUUUGACAGCGUCCUCGUCCAAGUCGGCUAUGAGCACUAUGCGGAAGCCCCAGUAGCCAGUCUCCCUGCCUUCCUAGCCAUGCCCUUCAACUCACUCAUUAACUUGGCCUACGUGCUCCUGGGAGUGUACUGGCUACAGAGAAAUGCCAUCACCCUAGAGCGCCCCACAGAGGCGCAGCGGGCUCAUUACCUGAAGGAUGUCUUCGCUGGCAUGGCCCUGGUCUAUGGCCCCGUGCAGUGGCUGCGGAUCUGGACGCAGACACACGCUGCUGCCGUGCUUGACCAGUGGUUCACCUUGCCCAUCUUUGCGUGGCCGGUGGCCUGGUGCCUCUACCUAGAUAGGGGCUGGAAACCCUGGUUGCUCCUCACCAUCGAGUGCCUCUCGCUGUGCAGUUACGGCCUUGCCCUGCUGCACCCCUUUGGGUUUGAGGUCGCGCUGGGAGCCCACAUCGCUGCUGCCAUGGGCCAGGCCCUGCGUGCCCACAAGCGCUACGGCAGCACCUGCUCCGGAGCAUACUUCGCUCUGGGCGUCCUCUCCUGCCUGGGCUUUGUGGUCCUCAAGCUAUGUGACCAUCAGCUGGCACAGUGGCAUCUCUUCCAGCGGCUCACGGGCCACUUCUGGUCCAAAGUCUGUGAUGUGCUGCAGUUCCACUUUGCAUUCUUAUUUCUGACAAAUUUAAACACUUGCCAGAGACUCCCUCCUGAGAGGAAGAUACAUUAAAGUGUGAAAAGAAACUACUUACAGCCGCCAAAGCCCCCAGUGUCAAAAUGGAUGGACUAUCGGAUGGCAUUUUGUCAUCACUGGUAAAUUUCCUGGGUGUGAUCAGAUAUGAUGAUUACAUGGAAAACUCCCUUCCUUCGAAAUGAUGGGCUUCAAUACUUAGGGGUGAAAUGUUAUACCCUCUGCAACUUACUUUCAAAGAGAUAAAGCAAAUAUCCAGGUGCGGAAAAUGUUGGGGUUUAUUGUACUAUUCUUGUAAUUUUUCUGUACGUUGACAUUUUUCCCAAUAAAUGUUGGGGGGAAAUGGCCCCAAGAAAUC